This is a messenger RNA of Suillus plorans, 426 nucleotides long. RefSeq lists its product as uncharacterized. Lineage: Eukaryota; Fungi; Basidiomycota; Agaricomycetes; Boletales; Suillaceae. The record is from RefSeq and is a predicted model, not a curated record. Bases 1 to 426 code for a protein of 141 amino acids. The transcript is spliced from 3 exons.
AUGCCUACCAAUGUCUUGUUCAACCACGAGCCCUCUCCCACUGCUGAGAUGAGCCUAAUUCGACUCCCAGAAACCUUGCCUUACAACACUACUCCGCAUAUGGUUCCAGACUCAGAGAAAUGGACUACCUGGGUUUAUCGGCAUGAAGCCGCAUACCCGGAGAUUGUUCGGUCAAUGGCUGACGAGUGCGACCUUUACUUGUACCGAGGUGUGUUGUAUAACGUACCGGUUAAGCCAGCACCAUCCCCACCAUAUUAUUGUGUCACACGCGGACGAUACAUUGGAAUUUUUAAUCAUUGGAAUGAUGUCAUGGAAAGUAUCAAUGGCUAUUCGACCACAGUUUUUGCGGCCACUUCGCUUGACGUUGGGGUAGACCUUCUCUACCUUAGUAUUGACCAAGGAAGAGUGGUGCUUUACUAUAACUAG